Molecule: messenger RNA, 1432 nt
Organism: Spea bombifrons (plains spadefoot toad)
Lineage: Eukaryota; Metazoa; Chordata; Amphibia; Anura; Pelobatidae
Gene: PDX1
Product: pancreatic and duodenal homeobox 1
Exons: 2
Coding region: 30-851 (273 amino acids)
Biological process (GO): regulation of transcription by RNA polymerase II; type B pancreatic cell differentiation
Cellular component (GO): nucleus
Molecular function (GO): RNA polymerase II cis-regulatory region sequence-specific DNA binding; DNA-binding transcription factor activity, RNA polymerase II-specific
Source: RefSeq, a predicted model, not a curated record
CCUUAUGUGUCCCUGAUCCACAAUCCGCCAUGAACACUGAGGAGCAAUAUUAUUCCCCAGCUCAGAUCUACAAGGAGUCCUGUGCAUUCCAGAGAACCCAAGGACAGGACUAUAACUCCAGCCCCCCAGCAUGUCUCUACAUGGGAAGGCAGCAGCCAGUCCCCUACUCCAACCCCCUGGUCGGUCUGGAUCCAGGAAGCCCUCCAGAUAUUUCUCCUUACGAAGUGCCUCCUAUAUCGGAGGAACCGGUGCUACCCCACCUUCACCACCACCAUCAUCACCACCACCACCAUCAUCCAGGCAUCUCUCACCCACACCAGCAAUCCAUGCCCUUCCCUGAAGACCCCGAGCCUGGAAUGCUGGAUGAGAGGAACCGAACCUUGUUACCUUUCCCGUGGAUGAAAUCUACCAAGUCCCACGCGUGGAAAGGCCAGUGGACAGGAAACUCUUACAUGAUGGAACAGGAGGAGAACAAGAGAACGAGGACAGCAUACACGAGAGCCCAACUUCUAGAGCUCGAAAAGGAAUUCCUUUUCAAUAAGUACAUCUCCAGACCAAGAAGGGUUGAGCUGGCGGUCAUGCUGAACCUGACCGAGAGACACAUAAAAAUCUGGUUCCAAAAUCGUAGAAUGAAGUGGAAGAAAGAAGAGGAUAAGAAGAAAGGAAAGGGUGACCCUGAACAAGACUCUGUGGUGUCCUCUGGAGAUAUUAUAAAAGAUGAAUCUCCGUGCCAUGGAAACGCACAGCCAGCAAGAGACUUGAUGCUCUCUCCUCCUUUGUCCAUCUCCUCUUCGUCACAGACCAAUUCUAUCCCUUCUACUGGAUCCCUGAGGCAGGCAGAGAAACGAUAGAGGUAGCCAGGAAUAUGAUAAUGAAUAUGAUCACCAAGUAUUAGAGCAAUAAACUUGUCUUGGCUGUAGUGGACAGAAGAAAAAACCGAGAAAGCCCUCUGUAUCAGCCAACGAUGUCUUAUUAUAAUCAAUGGUUUGUAUAGUAGCUAGAAAAAAAAUUAUUAUGUUUUAAAUAUGUAAACUGCAAUUUUUGAAGUAUUGAUAGUAUUUUAUUGUAUGGAUAACGUGUCAUUCUGGGAUAUAAUGUUUCUGUCUAGUAUUUUUAGAAUUACCUUUUCAUUGUUAAAGAUUUUUAGAUAAUAUCCACAUUAAUUAUAGAAAAAAAAAGGUAAUUAUGCACAGAGGGUAUAUGAUUUUAAUUCAUUUUUCACUUCCUCGCGUGUCUCCGUAACACGCAUUGACCAGUCCCACGCAUUUAUUUUAGUUGACACGAAAAUGCCAGAAAUGAUGAUAGUAUCCCAAUUACUUGUAAUUCUUGAAAAGGUAAUUUAUUUAUGACGUUCAUACACUCCAGUAUUGUACAUUUCUUUUUGUAUUUUCUUUCUCUGUUUUUAUUUAAAUAAAACAUAUCUUUAAAGCGU